This is a messenger RNA of Austrofundulus limnaeus, 1153 nucleotides long. RefSeq names its product nuclear factor 7, brain. NCBI's taxonomy places the organism in Eukaryota, Metazoa, Chordata, Actinopteri, Cyprinodontiformes, Rivulidae. The coding region runs from base 9 to 1052 and encodes 347 amino acids. The transcript has 4 exons. Gene Ontology annotation, molecular function: protein binding. The record is from RefSeq and is a predicted model, not a curated record.
UUCAGAGCAUGUUGGAGACUAAUAUGAACCAACUGCUGAAGAGAAGAGGUGAAGCAGAGCACGCCAUCAAAGACCUGGAGUCACUGUAUUCACAAACUCUGACAUCUGCUGCAGAUUUCAGAGAGAGAAUCUCAGACAAGUACAGCAGAAUCCAUGUGGUGCUGGACGCCGACGAGCGUCUGAUGAUGCAGAUUAUAGACGCAGAGGAAACAUACGUGACGGACUGGCUGGAAGCUCAGAGGGACCGCAUGGAGACUCAGAUCAAAGAGAUYGACCGACUCAGAGCCACCAACAAAGCACUUUUCCAGGAAACAAAUGAUCUGCAAUUUCUACAGACAGUAAAUAGGGAUCUGUGUGACCCAGAAAAGCUGAGAACCAUUGAGAGGCUGGUGGAUGACCUGUCGCUCGCUCUGUCCCAACACUUCCCCCGUAUCUGGUCAUAUCUAAGUUCGCCUGCUUUGGAUCCCAGAACAGCCCAUCCCAAACUGGAAAUAUCUGGUGACAGAAAACAAGUUUGCUGGAGACGCCAACCUGUUGGGGAAGCACCGAGUCGCCGACCGUAUGAAUCCCAGUUCAGUGUCCUGGCUCAGGACAGCUUCACCUGUGGCCAGCAUUACUGGGAGGUCAUAGUUCAGGACAAACCCUUCUGGAUGAUAGGCGUGACCACCGGUUUAAACYACACAAAGCAACCCGAGAGCUCCUCCUCCAGCCUGCAUGUGAACAGCACAUCUUGGUGCAUCUAUCAUGGAGAUGGACAGUACCUGGCGUGUCAUGAUACCCAGGAGAAGCAGCUGUCGGUGGAAAAGAGGGUCAGGAAGCUGGGCGUGCUGGCGAACAUCCAGAGGGGGGAGCUGUCGUUCUACGACGCUGACUCCAUGGCYUUGCUCCACUCGUUCUGUGUGCAGUGCUCCCAGCCUCUGUUCCCCAUGUUUAACCCCUGCUUCGAUAUGAAGGGAGUGAAUGAGCAGCCGCUCACUCUGUUCUGGAUUAAAGAACCCUGGAACUGGCAUGAAGAUGAGAAUUAUCCUGAUGAUCACAAAACAGAUUCUUGAUAGUUUUGCUUGAUUUAUCUACAUGAGCUAGACUUACCGUAUUUAUUCGUGUAUAAUACGAUCUGAUGUAUAAUACGACCUCCCUCCUUUUUCGAGCUUAA